Messenger RNA from Pollicipes pollicipes, 4860 nucleotides. RefSeq names its product microtubule-actin cross-linking factor 1, isoforms 1/2/3/5. The record is from RefSeq and is a predicted model, not a curated record. Gene Ontology annotation, molecular function: protein binding; structural molecule activity. Gene Ontology annotation, cellular component: cytoplasm; hemidesmosome; membrane. Gene Ontology annotation, biological process: cytoplasmic microtubule organization; wound healing; intermediate filament cytoskeleton organization. The transcript is spliced from 21 exons. Lineage: Eukaryota; Metazoa; Arthropoda; Thecostraca; Pollicipedomorpha; Pollicipedidae. The coding region runs from base 1 to 4860 and encodes 1619 amino acids.
AUGCAGGACCCAGUGGUCCUGGCUGCUCCAGUCACACUCUGCCUCGAGACGCACCUCAAGCACGCAACAGACCGCGCACAAGCUCUUCCAGGACGACAGGACGAGCGCCUCAACACGGAGUUCAGCCAGACGGACUUCACGCUGGACGAGGGCGAGCAGCUGCUGCGCGACAUGCAGGAGCUGCGUGACCAGAUGAGCGGCCAGGCGGAGGAGGCCCUGAAGCGGUUUUGCAGCGGCUCAAGCGACAGUACGAGAUGUCCAUUCACUCUCUGGCAGCGCAAGCAGCUGCGCAUGCGCCAGAACAUGAUCCUGGCCACCAUCAAGGUGGUCAAGAGCUGGGACCUGCAGCAGUUCAUGGCAAUGGGCAGGGACCAGAGGGACGCGAUCCGGCGAGCUCUCAACGAGGACGCCGAGAAGCUGAUCCAGGAGGGCGACCCGAAGGACCCGCAGCUGCGUCGGCUGCGACGUGAGAUUGACGAAGUCAACCGACUCUUCGACGAGUUCGAGCGGCUGGCGGCCGAGGCGAACCCGACCAACCAGUUCAACACCAAGGUGACGUCGCUGGAGUCGGAGCUGACGAAGGCGGAGGGCGAGCUGGCGGACCCGCUGCACGGCGCCCAUCCCGCGCGACGCCCCGCGACGCUCAGCGGCUGUCUGAAGUGCGUUGAGGUGACCGUAAAUGAACUGGAGGAGGCUACCAAUGUGGUCAGUCACCUGGAGGCCAAGCUGAGCGACUACCGCCAGCUUCCCGACGACCGCGAAGGUCUGAAGUCGGCCCACCUCAGCCUGGUGGACCUGCAGAACAACCUGCAGAAGAAACAGGGUGCGAUCGAACAGCUCAACGUUGACAUGGGUAAGACGCGCAAGACGACGGAGCGGACGCGUCCCCGGCAGCGGAACCACCCGGACGUGGAGGAGCUGGAGGACGACGUCAACCGCGUCACCAAACAGUGGACCAACUGCUGCGAGGGCGUCGUCGACAGGCUGCGCUCUGUGGACCAGGCGGCGGACCUGCUGGCGCAGUACGAGCAGAAGGAGCGCAUGGAGCGCCAGUGGGCCUCGCAGAUGGAGGCGGAAGCGCGGCACCGGCAGCAGGAGGAGGAGCGCGCUCGGCAAGCGGUGAUCGAGAAGUACCGCCAGUGUGACGAGUCGAUCGCCGACUUCCUUGGCUGGAUGGCCAAGGUGGAGAAGCGGUUGGCCAGUCAGGAGGAGGUCCAGGAGGACGUCCCCAAGCUCCGCAACCAGAUCAACGUGGUCAAGGCCAUCAAGGAUGAGCUGAAGCAGCAGCAGCAGCGCCCGGUGUUCGCGGCGCUGGACCAGGUGCAGGACGUGGCCGAGCGUGCCGGCGACAUCCUUUCCAAGGACGAGCUCAAACAGCUGCAGCACAAUGGACAGGAGCUGCGCCAGCGAUACGACACCGUGACGGACCGCAGCGACCAGCUGCUGCGGAGCCUCGGCGCCUGCCUGGACGAGCUGAGCAAGUACCGCUCCGACCUGGACACGUUCGAGACCUGGCUCACCCGGGCCACGCACACGCUGUCGGACAAGGAGCGGCAGCUCUCCGACCUGGGCAAGCUGAAGUCGAGCGAGCAGGGCUGCCGUGACCUGGUGCACGACGUCAUCGCGCACCAGGCCGACCUGCGCUUCAUCACGGUCGCCGCGCAGAAGUUUAUCGACGAGAGCAAGGAGCACCUGAAGACGCUCAACGACUUCCGCACCAACCUGCCGCAGCGCAUGGGUCAUGUCGAGCCGCGCGACUACGGGGUCAAGCGCGAGGUCACCCAGGUCACGCAGGCGUACCAGGACCUGCUGGGCCGUGCCAACAAGCUGUCGGACAAAGUGUCCAGCCUGGGCGGCAGGCAGCGCGAGUACCAGGACGCGCUGGACCGCGCUAGCCGCUGGCUGCGCGAGGUCGAGCCGCAGGUGCAGAAGCUGGUGACGGAGCCGGUGGCGGCCGAGCCGCGAGGCGUACAGGAUCAGCUUGACCGCGCCAAGCACCUCAACAGCGACAUGCUCUCGCAGGGCAAGCUGUUCGACAACGCCACGGCGUCGGCCGCGCAGCUGGUGAAGGCGCUCGAGGGCCAGAUCACCCCGAAGGAGGGCGAGCGCAUCACGCGCCCGCCGACCGACCUGACCGAUCAGUACCGCCGGCUCUCCGACGCCGUCAUCGACCGCUGCCAGGCGCUGGACAUGGCGCUGGUGCAGUCGCAGGGCGUGCAGGACGGUCUCGACUCGCUGAUGGCGUGGCUGAACCAGGCCGAGGCGCGGCUCAAGUCCAUCCUGAAGCCGGCCAGUCUGAACCGCGAUCGCCUGACGGAGCAGGUGCAGGAGCAGCGGCUGCUGCAGACCGACAUCGACUCGCACCAGCCGGGCGUCGACCAGAUCCAGCGCUCCGCGCGCCAGCUGCUCGAGACGCCCUCUAACGCGCGCAUCGCCAAGAAGAUCGAGGAGAACCUGCGCGAGCUGACGACGAGCGCGGGCCGUCAGCUGGACGAGGUGGCCUCGCAGACCGACAACUUCUGGGGCAAGGCCGAGCGCUUUGAGCACUGGUUCGUCGAGAUCUUCGAAGUGGUGGAGUCGCAGGAGAUCAUCAAGCUGAACGCCGAGUCGUACACGAGCAAGAUGGACGAGCUGGAAAUGGAGGCGCAGUGGCGCGAGCUGCAGGACCUGCUGGACGAGCGGCUUCAGGAGGGUCGCACUCGCUCCGACUCCCUCAACGCCUACGAAAAGCUCAAGGAGGACGUGCUGACUUGGAUGAAAAAGAUGGAGACCCGCAUCGACUCCCUGCAGCCGGUGGCCGUGGACCAGAAGCUGCUGAAGCAGCAGAGCGACGAGCUCAAGCCACUAGUGAAGGAACACGGCCAGUACGUGACCACGAUCGACAAGGUGAAUGACCUGGGCAACCAGUACGACGCCUUGCUGCGGGCCGAUCGGGCCGAGACGCCGUCCCGACGUCGCUCCUCCGUCACGCCCGCCAAGAAGACGUCCGUCGUCUCCCACGGACGCCGCUCCGUCACGCCUCUGUCAUCAGUGCGUAAGCCCUCUUUCGAGCGCUCGUCGCCGGCUCCCGGCCGGCCCAGCCGCCGUGAGUCGCAUGCUGACGGAUAUGUCGGUCUGGACGACCAAUCGCCGAUCCAGGCGCAGCUGAACGAGAUCAACCAUCGCUACCAGAUGGCAGGUACGCGGCUCACCGACCGGCAGGCGGACAUCGACACCGUCAGCGACGAAGUGCGCCGCCACAUGGACACGCUGAAGCAGCUGCAGCAGUUCCUGGACAAGACGGAGCGCCAGCUGCCGCGCGACGGCGCGCUCACUGACGUGGUGGAGCGCUGGCGCGCGCUGCAGGAGCGGCUCAAGGCGCGCCAGCGCAAUCUGCAGGACAGCCGCCAGUUCUUCGACACGCACGACCAGCUGAACGGCUGGCUGCAGGCCAAGGAGAAGAUGCUGACGGUGCUGGGGCCGCUGAGCUCGGACCCGCGGCUCGUGCAGAUGCAGAGCCAGCAGGUGGCCGUGCUGAGGGACGAAUUCGCCGGCCAGUACCCCACCCUGCAGACGCUGAACCGCGUCGGUCAGGCGCUCGUGGAGGAGGCAGAGCCGGACAGUGCCACCGCGCAGAAGGUGGGAGACAAGCUACGCAAGACCAACGACAAGUGGGAGGAGCUGAUCGCCAAGCUGGAGGAUCGGGAGCAGAACCUGGACGCCGCCUCGGGCGCCAGCCAGCAGUUCAACGAGUCGCUGGGUCGCCUGCAGCGCGACCUGCAGAAGAUCGGCGACAACUUCGACGACCUGUCGACGGAGCGCACUGAGCCGCAGCAGAAGCUGAAGAAGCUGAACCAGCUCCAGCACCAGGUGGACGAGCUGCGACCGCAGCUAGCUGAGCUGGAAGCGCUCGGUGAGGAGCUGUGCAACGUGCUGACCGACCCGUCGGCCAAGACCGAGGUCAAGGACAAGCUGUACCAGCUGGGCCGCCAGCAGAACCAGCUGCAGAAGAAGAUGGACAACCUGCGCGCCGAGCUGGAGAACUCGCUGAAAGAGGACCGCGAGUUCGAGGACGGCUGCGCGGACGUACAGGAGUGGAUCAAGGACUGCGUCGACCAGAUGGGCCGCCCGCUGAAGGUGUCAGCCGACGCCGACAGGCUGGCGCGCCAGGUGGCAGAGUACGAGCCCGUCUACAAGAGUGUGACGGCGCGCGAGCACGAGGUGUUCCUCGUCCAGCGCAAGGGCCAGGACCUGCUCGCCAAGACGACCAACAAGCAGGAGGCCAAGACGCUGCAGAAGUUCCUGGAUAAGCUGCAGAAGGACUGGGACGGCAUGAAGCGGGAGGCAGUGAGUCGCCACACCCGUCUGCAGACGUGCUCCGACCUCUGCCGCAAGUACCACGCGGCGCUGGAGAGGUUCGCGCCCUGGCUGGACAAGGCCGAGGACCGGCUGGACCGCAUGCAGCCCAUCAGCUUCCGCAAGGCCGACAUCCAGAAGCAGCUGCGCGAGGUGCAGGCGUUCAAGAACGACGUGUCGCUGCACUCGGGCGAGCACGAGCAGACGCAGUCGGGCGGCGACGCGCUGCUCGCCGCCACCGACACGGACAAGGAAGGUGUGCAGGCCGACCUGCAGCUGCUACGGCAGCGCUGGGACGCGCUCAGCGCCGCCGCCGUCGGCCGCCUGCAGGCGCUGGAGGACGUGGCCGCCAAGGUGGGCGACUUCCAGGACAAGCUGCGCGACCUGGAGCACGGCCUGCAGCGCUGCGAGGACCGGCUCGGGGCGCACGACGCGCUCGGCGGCGGCCGCGACCCGCGCAUGCUGGGCCGCGUCAAGGACCUGCUGCAGGAGCGACCUGCAGAACGCUUCGCAUGCCGUCAAUGA